Molecule: messenger RNA, 1695 nt
Organism: Dovyalis caffra
Lineage: Eukaryota; Viridiplantae; Streptophyta; Magnoliopsida; Malpighiales; Salicaceae
Source: the annotation of a GenBank genome assembly
AUGGAAUCCUUGCAAACCUCGGUCUCCAUUCAAAACGAACAAGCACCAUCAACGAAGAGUAAACGAGGAGGAUGGACUACCUUCCCCUUCAUUAUAGGAACUGUGAUGGGUCUGACACUAGCAGCCGGUGGGUGGUCAUCGAAUUUGAUAGUAUUUUUGAUAACUGUAAUGAACAUAAAGAGCAUUAAUGCAACGCAAAUCAACAAUAUCAUCCUUGGUUUCUACAGUCUCUUUCCCAUUGCCGGAGCUGUCAUUGCUGAUUCUUUCUUCAGUUCCUUCUAUGUCAUUUGUGUUUUUGCCUUUGUUUCUCUACUGGGGGUGAUCAUGCUAACACUAGCAUCUACAAUCCAUUCCUUGAGACCCCCAGCAUGUGGGAUUGGAGCAUUUGCUUGUGAAGGCCCAUCAAAGCUUCAAUAUGCAGUACUCUACGUGGCAUUAGCAUUAGCUUCAUUAGGACUUGGAGGCACACGGUUCACAAUUGCAACUAUGGGAGCAGAUCAAUACAAUAAGCCAAAUGAGCAAGGAACUUUCUUCAGUUGGUAUUUCUUCACUUUGUACCUUGCCACUGCCAUAAGCUUCACGGCUAUCAUCUAUGUUCAGGAUAACGUGAGCUGGGGCUUAGGGUUUGGCAUUUGUGUUAUCGCUAAUGCCAUUGCCAUAGCUGUUUUUUUGUUGGGAAAAAGGUUUUAUCGCCAUACCAAGCCCAGAGGAAGCCCUUUUGUGAGCAUUGCUCGUGUAUUGGUUGCAGCAAUUCGGAAACGAAGGAAACUGAAAACUUUUCAAACUCAGCUAGACUAUUUUCAUGGAGACAAUACAAAGGAAAUUAGCAGUCCAACUGAGAGUUUCAGAUUCUUGAAUUGUGCGGCACUAAGAAUUGAAAGUGACAAACAAUCAGAUGGCUCCUGUUCAAUCUCCUGGUGGCUAUGUACAGUGGAGGAAGUUGAGGAUCUCAAAACCCUGAUCAAAAUCCUGCCACUAUGGUCUAGCAGCAUCUUUUUGAGUACUCCUAUAGCUAUGAUUAGCAGCCUAACUGUCCUCCAAGCCCUGACCAUGGACAGACACCUUGGACCACACUUCAAAAUCCCUGCUGGGACAUUCCUGGUAUUUACCCUUGUAGCCACGAUACUCUCAAUCUACAUCAUUGAUCGUUUCUUACAGCCUAUGUGGAAAAAUUUGACCCGAAGAUCAUUGAGACCACUCCAACUAAUUGGCAUUGGCCAUGUCUUGAACAUAUUUGCUAUGGUGGGAUCUGCCUUGGUGGAGACAAAGAGGCUCCAUGUGGUUCGAACCAGUCACCUCAGCGGGGAACCACCCGGUUCAAUCGUGCCAAUGUCAGGUUUAUGGCUUGUGGUGCCACUAGCCAUUGUUGGGGUUGGUGAAGCGUUUCAGUUUCCAGGACAAGUUGCUUUGUAUUACCAAGAAUUUCCUAAGUCAUUAAGAAGUACUUCUACUGCUAUGAUAUCGUUGCUCAUUGGGAUUGGAUAUUAUCUAAGCACAGCAUUAACCGAUUUGAUACGUCGGUCUACAGGAUGGUUGCCUAAUAACAUCAAUGACGGGAGAUUAGAUUAUGUAUUUUGGUUGUUGGCAGUGAUAGCCGUGGUGAACUUUGGAUACUAUCUAUUAUGUGCAAAAAAAUUUAAGUAUCAAAACAUUGAGAAUCAUGAGAACGAGACUUAUGAUUCUGGAGCUACUUAA